AUGGCGUCCUUCACCUACGCCAAUGGAGAUGAGCCAGGUGAGUUCUCUGAGGGCAUCUUCAUCACGCUUGUGGUCCUCAGUCAGAUUGGGCUUUUUGUGUGCAGCUCCAUAGCCUCGAAGAUGGCUGGCUUCCACUCGGAGGACCAGGUCCACCAGUCGUACACCGUGUUCUACAAUGCAGCCUUGAUCCUGAACUUGGCACUGGACAUCACGCUCCAGGCCUACCUGAGUUACCUGCAGAUGGUUGGUGUGGGCGUCCACACUGCAGACGGGCAGCUGCUGGGGUCGAUGACCGACUUUCAGGACAUCUUUGAGUCGUAUCCCAUGCAGAAGUCUUUGGGGAAGCUUCUCUUCAAGUACUGCUGGCCGUGUACGUUCUUCGUGCCUUUCCUGUUUGAGCCGGUCGUUGCGCAAGUCCUCCCCCGGCACAUUGCCAGGCUCCUGGUGGGUGCCAACCCACGCAUUCGCGGCGAGAUGGCAGAAAAGGCCUUUGAGCUGUCGGAGAUGGAGCCGGGUCGAUAUGCUGACCUCAUCUUCAACGUGAUCCUGGUGACUUGCAUCCCAUUUGUGUCGCCGGCCUACAUGGCGUUGACUUUCAGUGCGCUCAUUGUCUCCCAUAUCUACCUCUACAUCUACGACCGAGCAUCCCGGCUACCUUGGCACCAGCGCUUCCAAAAACGGCAGCCUUCCAUGCCACAAACAGAACCCUGCCCGUGGCUUGCCAAUUCAUCCCGCAGGAUACUUCCUGUGUCACUGUGA
Symbiodinium pilosum is the source of this 759-nucleotide messenger RNA. NCBI's taxonomy places the organism in Eukaryota, Dinophyceae, Suessiales, Symbiodiniaceae. The record is from the annotation of a GenBank genome assembly.